Molecule: messenger RNA, 651 nt
Organism: Penicillium cinerascens
Lineage: Eukaryota; Fungi; Ascomycota; Eurotiomycetes; Eurotiales; Aspergillaceae
Product: NAD(P)-dependent oxidoreductase
Exons: 1
Coding region: 1-651 (216 amino acids)
Source: RefSeq, a predicted model, not a curated record
AUGCGUGUUCUCGUUCUUGGUGGCAGUGGACAGACUGGUCGUCUCGUCAUCGAUGAAGCAUUGCAGCGCGGCCACAAGAUUACAGCCUUGAUUCGUAAUCCGUCUGCACUUCCAGUUAUGGAAGGUCUGACUAUCGUGAAGGGCACACCAGUGGAACCUUCGGACAUUGAAAGCGCUUUCACCGCAGUCCCAGGCGACCUCCCAACUGCUGUCAUCGUCGCUCUUGGAUCCGCAAAAGAAAAGGGGACUCGAGUCAUGUCUCAGACGCACGAAAACCUCGUCGCUGCUAUGAAAAGACAUGGCAUUUCCAAAAUUGCGACAGUAUCUUCAUUUGGAGUUGGAUCUUCUCUCGCAAAUAUCACCGUGAUUAUGAAAUGGGCAAUUUCCAACACCAGCCUUGGGUAUUCAUUCGCGGACCAUACUCAAGUCGAUGGGAUACUCAAGAAGAGCGAAUUGAACUUCGUGCUGUUGAGGCCAGUGAGACUGACUAUGGGAAAAAAAGCGCCCGUUCGGUUCCUUGGCGACGAUGGGAAAGGACUCGGGAUGUUCGCGGGCCUGGGAGGGAUUUCGAGGGCUAGUGUGGCAGCGUGUCUGGUGGAUGCUGUUGAGAAGAGCACUUGGGAUCGAAGCACUCCUGUGAUAUCGAACUGA